UCACGAGACUCGGGUAAAGGAAUGUGGUUUAGGUGGCCCUUUAAUCACCGUCCGCUAAUUUUCCGGCGAUAAAUGCCGGCCGUCCAUCACCAGUUUCGGCAACCUUCCAUCUAAUUGAAUGAGAGGCAACAUUUUUAUAUCGCCCUUCCUUUAUCCAACACCCGUUUUUCUCUCUAUUCGGCAUCUCUAUCUCUAUCCAACACCCGUUUUUCUCUCUAUUCGGCAUCUCUAUCUCUCUCCUAUGGGAUUGACUUGAUGCUAUCGAACUGGUUUUCCCGGCUAACUUUCCGGUGAUUUCGGUUUCGUGGACAGGGCCUAAAGCUUUGGUAUUUGCUCUUACUGUGUUUCUCUAUUAACUGGAAAGCUGGCCAUCGAAAAUCAAACCAGGUUUGGUCUGGUGGGUUGCAAGAGAAAGAAUGUAAUGGUAGGUCCGAUGAUAAGACCGGGAAACGAAGAGCUGUAUCCUCGCUGGUUAAAGCCUCUGUUGCAAACGAGCUUUUUCAUCCCUUGUCUGGUCCAUCACGAUGCCCACAAAAACGAAUGCAAUCUCUAUUGUCUUAACUGUAUGGGAAAUGCCCUUUGCUCCUACUGCCUUGCCCACCACAAAGACCAUCACGUUGUUCAGAUAAGGAGGUCAUCUUACCACAAUGUGAUUCGAGUGUCUGAGGUUCAAAAGGUACUCGACAUUUCAGCGGUCCAAACAUAUAUAAUAAACAGUGCGAGGAUUGUGUUUUUGAAUGAAAGGCCACAAAUAAGGGCAGGGAAAGGGGUGACCAAUACAUGUGAGAUUUGUAACAGGAGCCUUCUUGAUACCUACAGAUUCUGCUCUCUCGGUUGCAAGCUUGGUGGAAUUAAGAGAGACCCUGAACUGACUUUUGCUCUCCGGCCUAAACAACAAAGGGAAGCAGCACAGGGCUCAGAAUCAGAGGAGUCCUCAACCCCAAAGAGAAGUACUAAGAGAAACACAUUUCAGCGCUUCAUGGAUGAGAACCCAGAUUAUAUGAUGAGAUAUGGAGAGAAAUACUCGAGUUCAAGUGACGAAGCCAAUAAUUUUACCAGCUUCAUUUCACCUGCAACUCCGCCGAUCAUUAACUACAGGAAUUCAAGGAGAAAGGGCAUUCCUCACAGGGCCGCACCAUUCUAGAGAGAGGAGGAGAAAGGGGGAAUACAAUAUUGUGAAUACAGGUGGGGAGGGUUUACGGUCUGUGUAGAUGUGCAUAUACACAAAAUAAGAUGUCCUCAAUUUGAAUCUAGUGACAGGCAUGGAGAUCACCUUCAAAGCAGAGAGAAAGAUGGGGGAAGAUAGUUUUAGAGAGAGAGAGAGAGAGUAAG
Messenger RNA from Amborella trichopoda, 1332 nucleotides. Its product is annotated as PLATZ transcription factor family protein. NCBI's taxonomy places the organism in Eukaryota, Viridiplantae, Streptophyta, Magnoliopsida, Amborellales, Amborellaceae. The record is from RefSeq and is a predicted model, not a curated record.